Messenger RNA from Terrapene triunguis (Three-toed box turtle), 1599 nucleotides. RefSeq names its product cell division cycle 20B (gene CDC20B). Gene Ontology annotation, biological process: anaphase-promoting complex-dependent catabolic process; positive regulation of ubiquitin protein ligase activity; positive regulation of anaphase-promoting complex-dependent catabolic process. The coding region runs from base 1 to 1599 and encodes 532 amino acids. Gene Ontology annotation, cellular component: anaphase-promoting complex. The transcript is spliced from 13 exons. The record is from RefSeq and is a predicted model, not a curated record. NCBI's taxonomy places the organism in Eukaryota, Metazoa, Chordata, Testudines, Emydidae. Gene Ontology annotation, molecular function: ubiquitin ligase activator activity; anaphase-promoting complex binding; protein binding.
AUGGAGUGGAAAUUAGAAAGAUCUGCUUCUAGGAAGGUCAAGACAGAUGAAGACAUGUUGUGGGAGAAAAUAAUGAAAACACUUGGGAAAGACCUUAAGCAGAUGAGAAAACAAAGUUUACAGAAGUUCACUAAGAUGCCCGAUUCAGGAAAGCCCACCUAUUCAAGAUUUAAAAGUUGCAUUGUGAAGAAACUGACGUGCAGUGUCCCUGUUGCUAGUAGCCCUAUCGUCACAAGAUGGCAGCAGACACACGCAAGAAAUCGUGCCGAGCAAACUUUCACAGAGUGUCAGCCUAUUAAUCUCUUUCCAGCUGAUGGAUCUGAGCUAGUAAGGACUCCUGAGAAGAUCUCAACAAUCCCAGUAUCCUUUCAGGUGCCUAUCAAAAAUUCUACCAACGAACCUUAUAUCAUUACUAAUGCCACAGCGAGGUGUCAUGAGACAACUUACUUACAAGGAAGAAAUAAAAGGAGAGCUGAAAUUGCAAAGAAGAGGAAAUGUCUUACUCAGCGGUUAAUGUUCCAAGAGGGUGGAUUCGACAUCCCAGAAAAUGACAGUAUAAAGAUCUGUGGAAACACUGAGUGUAUUUGGAAAGGUAUGAUACUGGGACAACAUGGCUGCCAGAAUGGAAUGCAUAAUGAAUUUACUGCUCACAGAGUUUCCACUAAUACCGAAUCUUUCAUACCAUUGGAGCCAGAGGUCAGGCUUCAUAUUAGUGGCUUACGCAAUGAUUACUAUCUAAACAUACUGGACUGGAACCAGGAAAAUCUCAUUGCCGUUGCUCUAGGAUCUGCUGCACACAUUUGGAAUGGGGAAACCCACCGAAGCACUGAAACAGUUAAUUUAAAUUCCAAUUUAAAAUAUAUUUCUUCUGUAGCCUGGAUAAAAGAGGGAACUUACCUUGCAGUUGGCACCAGUGAUGGAGAAGUGCAAUUAUGGGACAUUGAAACCAAAAAGAGGUUGAGAAACAUGUUUGGUCACCUGUCUGUGGUGGGAGCCAUGAGCUGGAAUCAUUAUAUACUUAGCAGUGGUUCAAGACUCGGAUUAAUUCAUCAUCAUGAUGUUCGGAUUUCUCAGCACCAUGUAGGGACCCUUUGCCAUAACAAGCAGAGCAUUUGCAGCCUGAAAUGGUCCACAAACAACAAGCUGCUGGCAAGUGGGUCCAGUGAUGGUCUAUUGAAUAUCUGGCCUAAUGACCCCGGUGCGACAGUGCAUUGCAAGCCAUUGAAAGCCAUACCCCAUGCCUCAGCAGUAAAGGCUAUGAACUGGUGUCCAUGGCAGUCAGAAAUCCUUGCCACAGGAGGUGGAAUGAAGGAUGGAUUUUUACGUAUCUGGGACGUAAGCACUGGGAAAAUCAUUGAAACCACAGACACAAAAUCUCAGAUUUGCUCCCUGUUCUGGUUACCCAAAACCAAUGAAUUAAUGAGUGGACAAGGUCUCCCUAAAAAUCAGAUGAAAAUAUGGAAGUAUCCCACACUUACAAAUUCAACUGAUCUCUAUGGUCAUAAAGGAAGAGUCUUGCACAUAGCACUGAGCCCAGAUCAUAGCAGGAUCUUUUCUCUUGCAGCUGAUGGAAUGGCUUGUGUGUGGAAAUACUGCUAA